AUGACAAACGAGAAGAGAUAUGAGCUCUACAUACUCCUUCGUGACCAGAAAAAUGAGAAGCGUCUUGAAUAUCUUCCGAAAAGUUGUGAUCGGUGUAAAGAUUAUUCGGGAAGAGCAACAGUAGAAGUUAAUGGACUGAGUCCGUUUACCGUGUCGUGUGAUUCAAAUAUCGCUGGAUCAGGGUGGACCGUAAUACAACGACGCAUUGAUGGAAAGGUCGGUUUCUAUAGAAACUGGGACGAAUACAAACAUGGCUUCGGAGACUUUAAUAGGGAAUUUUGGAUAGGUCUGCAAAAACUACAUAAAAUGACAAACGAGAAGAGAUAUGAGCUCUACAUACACCUUAUUGAUCAGGAUAACGAGCAGCGGUAUGCCAGAUAUGAUAACUUUAAAAUUGGGAGCGAGGAUACAAAUUUCAAAUUGAUCUCUCUUGGUACACAUACUGGGAAUACUAGAGAUUCUAUGAGAUACCACGAGGGGGAACCAUUUUCAACAUAUGAUAGAGAUAAUGAUUUCUCAUCUGAUAAUUGUGCCACAAUUCUGAAAGGUGGCUGGUGGUAUUGGAAUUGUGCAUUUAGCAACCUGAACGGACAAAAUUUCUCUUGCAAAAUGGAAGAGUCGAAACAAUUAGAAAACAUUGGAUGCAUUUACUGGCAGGAUUGGCAUGGCCGAAGUUAUUCCAUGAAAUUCGUGCAAAUGAUGAUACGCCCUAUUUGAUCUGAAUUAAAA
This is a messenger RNA of Drosophila navojoa, 729 nucleotides long. Its product is annotated as microfibril-associated glycoprotein 4-like. NCBI's taxonomy places the organism in Eukaryota, Metazoa, Arthropoda, Insecta, Diptera, Drosophilidae. The record is from RefSeq and is a predicted model, not a curated record.